Molecule: messenger RNA, 1422 nt
Organism: Serendipita indica DSM 11827
Lineage: Eukaryota; Fungi; Basidiomycota; Agaricomycetes; Sebacinales; Serendipitaceae
Source: the annotation of a GenBank genome assembly
AUGUGCCAGACAGAAAAUACACCAUCCUCGAGCACUCCAAACAAGCAGGACAUGGUCGAGGUCGGCCAGGUAAACGGCACAAAUGGCCGUCCUGCAGCGGCUUCAGCGAACCAGCAGAGAAAUCCAUACGCACCCCGCUAUGCAGACUUUCUGAGUAACGUAUGCAACUUUAAGAUUAUCGAGAGCACCCUCAGAGAGGGAGAACAGUUUGCAAACGCAUUCUUUGACAGACCAACCAAGAUUGCCAUCGCAAAGGCUCUUGAUGCAUUCGGUGUCGAGUACAUUGAACUCACCUCUCCCGCCGCAUCGGAGCAGUCCCGACUCGACUGCGAGGCCAUUUGCAAGCUCGGUCUCAAGGCAAAGAUUCUUACUCACAUCCGAUGCCACAUGGACGAUGCCCGCAUCGCUGUCGAAACCGGUGUCGACGGCGUCGAUGUCGUGAUUGGCACUUCAUCUUUCCUCCGAGAAUUUUCGCACGGAAAGGACAUGGCCUACAUUACCAAGACGGCCAUCGAGGUCAUCAACUUUGUCAAGUCAAAGGGCAUCGAAGUCCGAUUCUCCUCCGAGGAUAGCUUCCGCUCAGACCUCGUCGACCUUCUCUCCAUCUAUCAGACCGUCGACAAGAUUGGCGUCAACCGCGUCGGUAUCGCCGACACGGUUGGUUGCGCCAACCCUCGUCAAGUCUACGAUCUCGUCAGGACUCUGCGAGGUGUCGUCAGCUGCGACAUUGAAAUCCAUCUUCACAACGACACCGGAAUGGCCAUUGCAAACGCAUAUACUGCUCUCGAGGCUGGUGCGACACAUAUCGAUACUUCCGUCUUGGGCAUUGGUGAGCGUGUCGGCAUCACGCCACUCGGUGGUCUCGUUGCAUGCCUCUAUGCCGCAAACCCAGAAUACGUCAAGUCCAAGUACAACCUCCCGAUGCUUCGCGAGAUUGAAAACUUGGUCGCCGAAGCCGUCGAGGUUUCAGUGCCGUUCAUGAACCCUAUCACUGGCUACUGCGCAUUCACCCACAAGGCUGGUAUUCAUGCCAAGGCCAUUCUCAACAACCCGUCAACCUAUGAGAUUCUCAAGCCAGAAGACUUUGGUCUCACUCGCUACGUCUCGAUUGGUCACCGAUUGACUGGCUGGAAUGCCGUCAAGAGCCGAGUAGAGCAGCUACAGCUCGUCCUCACCGAUGACCAGAUCAAGGAUGCGACUGCCAAGAUCAAGGAACUCGCCGACGUCCGAACACAGAGCAUGGAAGACGUCGACACUGUCUUGCGUGUCUACCACUCUGGUAUCGUCAGCGGCGAGCUCGAGGUGGGCGACAGCCACCAAUUCGACAAGCUUCUCAAGAAGCACCGAGACUCGUCUCUCCCGCGUCCGGAACUGACCAAUGGCGCCAAUACAAACGGCACAGCUACGCCCACGCGUGCGUAA